AUGGAUACUUUAUCAUAUAUUCAUUACUUAAUCAAUGACUAUGGACAGCAUUUUUUGUCCAGUGUUAUUCAUUGUCCAUUGUCCAGUAAUGACAGCACUGCAGAUGCAAUAACUUUUCAAUUUGAAAAAGAAUGGUUAAUUACUGAAGUUGUAGGAUCACCAUAG
Molecule: messenger RNA, 165 nt
Organism: Funneliformis mosseae
Lineage: Eukaryota; Fungi; Glomeromycota; Glomeromycetes; Glomerales; Glomeraceae
Source: the annotation of a GenBank genome assembly